This is a messenger RNA of Cyclopterus lumpus (lumpfish), 4427 nucleotides long. Its product is annotated as protein FAM171A2. Bases 212 to 2656 code for a protein of 814 amino acids. The transcript has 8 exons. NCBI's taxonomy places the organism in Eukaryota, Metazoa, Chordata, Actinopteri, Perciformes, Cyclopteridae. The record is from RefSeq and is a predicted model, not a curated record.
GUUCCGCUGCAGGUCGGCAGAGGGAGGCGUCGCGCGCUCCUCGCUCUUCUUCCUCCUCUCCUCAGACGACACAAACAAGGCGGGGCGCGCACGAGCCGAAGGCCGCGAGCCCGCUGCUGCUGCUGGAGGAAGAGCGCGCGCGCACGCACGCGGGCACGCGGGCAUGGACGCACGGCCGCCGCGCUGCCACUAGAGAUGUAGCGUCGCCAGGAUGCCGGCCAGCUUCGUGUCUCGCGUCCUCCUCUUCGCCUCGAUCUGCGCCGCAAAGUCUCUUCCAGACCCGGGAGCAGUCGAGGUGCAGAUUAAAAUCCAGGUGUUCGACAACAGCGACCUGUCUCCGCUGGCGGACGCUCAGGUGGAAGUCCACGGCAACCAGACCGUCCUGGCGUCCAGCCGGGCCGGCGGCGACGGCGUCCUGAGGGUCAGCUUCCUGUACCGCACGGGGACCUGGGUCAUCAUCACGGCCUCCAAGCCGGACUACGUCACCAACUCGGUGCCCUGGCACUCCGGCCGCAUCCCGCUUUACGCCUCAGUCAGCCUGUACCUGCUGGUCCAGAGACCAGGAACCCUGAUCCUGUACGAUGACGUCCUGCAGGUGCUGUCCGGAUCGCCAGGAGCUCGCAACCAGCCGCUGGUGCAGCUGCAGAGGAAGUCCCUGCAGCUGGCGCCCGACUCCAACGACACGGCGCUGUCGGCCACGCUGACCACGGCCAGGACGCAGUACGAGAUCGGAGGCUUCCCGUUUCUGCUCGGCCAGGAGACCAACAGCUCGGGGGCAGAGACCGGCUGGACGGACUUGACGGCGCUGGCCGUGGUCAGCGUUCAGCUCCUCGACAAAGACGGCCACGUGAUCCAGGUCUCCGAUCCGAUCCACGUCUCCGUGCCGCUGCCGUCCGACACCCGUAACCGGAUGGCCACCAGCGUGCCCGCGUGGCUGUAUCAGCCUAAGACGGGACUGUGGGUUCGCACCGGGACGGGCUACAUCAAGAAGGAGGGCCAGCAGUUCGUGUGGAACGUUGUGGUUCCCCAGAUGGGGUACUGGCUCGCUGCGUUCCCCUCGUCUUCAGGAUUGGAUCUGUCUCAUCCGGGCCUGAGGGACAUCACCACCUACCACACCCUGUUCCUGCUCUCCAUCCUGGCCUCGCUGGCCCUGCUGGUUCUCAUCCUGCUCUGCGUGCUACUCUACUACUGCAGGCGGAAGUGUUUAAAACCUCGUCGCCAGCAAGGGAAACCCCACUCGGCCAAUCUGAACGGCGCCAAGAGGGACCAGGGUACCUCCACUUCACGCCUGAACCUGAUCUGCGGGGGCCACGCCGAGUCCGGCCCCUCCAACGACAAAUCCGACAUGUCCCCGUCUCGAGACUACCAGAGCUCCCGGGAGGACCUGACGAAGCACGUCCCGGCCCACAUGCUGCGGCACGCAAAGGGGAAGAACGCGUCGGGGUCCCAGCGCGGCGAAAGCUUCCCCAUGAAGGUGACGCGAGCCACGGAGACCAACAACCUGGACAACCCUCUGCUGCACGAAGACUACAACCGGAGCUACAGCCCCAUGGAGGGCAAGGAGUCCGAGUACCACCGGCACCACAACGCCAACGACAAUCGAGGGUACGCCUCGGAUCCCCCGUCCCCGCCUCGCUUCCAAUGCUACGUGCCGAACCAGACAGACAAGCCGCCCGAGUAUUCGGCGGCGGCGGCGGACAGCCUGGCCAGACCCACCUCGCUCAACACCCAACCGGGUCAGAUCAUCUUCUGCAGCUCCAUCGACCAGAUGAAGGAGAACAUGUACCGCAGCAUGGUGCCCACCUUGGUCAUACCGGCCCACUACAUGCGCCUGCCCUCCGAGUUUUCUAAAGACGGCAAGGACCAGAAGGACCAGGAUAAAGACGGCGCCCAGAUGGGAGGAGGCCAGCACCACCACCACCACUCCCAGAAACAAGGCCAGCAGCAAGGCGGCUCACAAGGGGAUGAUUCGGAGGAUCCGAGCUGGGCGUCCGACUCCUCCGGCGGACCCAUGACCAUCCCGGUGCUCUUCAACGACUCCACCAUGGCUCAGAUGAACGGGGAGCUGCAGGCUCUGACGGAGAAGAAGCUGAUGGAGCUGGGCGUCAAGCAGCACCCGAGGGCGUGGUUCAUCUCCCUGGAUGGACGCAACAACGCUCACGUGCGCCACUCCUACAUAGAUGCCGGGAAUGACCUCGGCGGCGGUGGAUUCUUAGGUGGCCCUAGCAGCGCUGGCCGAGACGUGAACCUGGAGCCGCCUCUGGAGGCCCAAGAACGCAUGUCUGCAAUUAACCGGAAGGGAAAAGACGAGCGCUGGGGGACGGGCGGACGGAAGGGCCUCGGCGUUGGCGGCGUUGGUGGUGGGAAGUGCUACUCCAAGCUGGCGUACCCCGACCACAGCGAGCCCAGCGGCAGCGAGGGACGCCCCGUCUCCCCCGAGGAGAACUCCCUCACCCCUCUCCUGGACGAGGGUCCCUCCUCCCGAGGAUCCACCAUCCCCCGGAGAGGACGCAGCCGCGUGAACAGCAGCCGCAGCAGCAACGGCGACUCCAUGACCAGCCCCGACGACGACCCCGACGACAAGGACGAGAACAAGAAGAGCCCCUGGCAGAAGAUCGAAGACCGGCCUCUCAUGGUCUUCCACCCCAGGAAGUGAGCGGGUUUCCGGACCUCCUGCCCCCCGGAAAACACUUUUUAACGAUCUUUCCACGGAGGGAGAUCCCGAUAAGCACAACCGCGCUUCACCCCUUCGUCGUUUUUUGACCUUUUUGUGUUUCUGGUGAGGUGCUUUUUUCUUUCUGAUUCCUCUCGUGGUCUCGCCGCUCGCCCUCGUAUCCGGUUCAUCGUGACCUCCGUCACCGAUCACUUCACUGUCACCAUCUGAGCCAUUGCAUACGCUGACUGUGGAAAUAGCCAUUUUAUAGAGCAACAUAUAAGAACGACGCACUUACGGAUAAUUUGAUCGUUGAUUGAUACCAAGCAUUUGGAAGUGGGUGACCUUUCUCAUUGGGUGGUUUAUUGCUUCCCCGGACCUAAAACACACCGACGGUAGAAGACGUGCGCCGGUGUUUUCCUUGACCGUCACUAGAUUACGUUUUCUUUCCAGGAAACGUCUUCCUUGGGGUCGAAACGUGUCCCGUGCUGCUUUCGCGGGUUCAGAUUACUUUCGUCGCAUCGUACCGAUUUGAAACGUCGAGCCUCGCCUCCGUAAAUCUUUUCCUCCGUUUUGGUCGACAGUGAGAUUUUCUGUUGUGUAAAUAGACUCCCGGACGGUUUUGAAGGAUCCUUUUUGUUUGGGGGGUUUAGAAAAGGUUUUGCAUGCAUAUGAAUGUAUGAAAUAAACAGAAGGCACCCAAAGCCCCCGAGGCUCCUGCGUAGAAGACCCCCUUCAAUUGCCAAGAAAACGUGGGAAAGCCAAAACACCACUUUACUUGAAGACUUCCUGUUUAAUAUUCCACUGAGAUCCAGCGGGCCACUUCUCCCCUGCAAGUGCCUUCUUUCACAUGGAUGGAGUGAUCGGCAUGCAGGUCCAGCCAGGCACUAAUAAGCACACCCUGCAUUGUGGCAACCACAACAACCACAACAACAACAACAACGACGACGUGUCUCUCUGGGGAGCAUGCCUGCCAAGAAAAAAAACAAAAAUAAACGGACAACUUCUUUCUCGCGGCUGUGACGUCCUUUAAUAUCUUCGUUUUAUCGUAUCGAUCCUCUUUUUCACUCAAACUUGUAAAUUAGUACAACGAACUAUAUGAGAUUUUACGGUGUUAACGACGUGCAUGUAACAUGUAGAAUAGGGUGUUUUUUUAGUGAUAUAUUUUCUUUUUUAUUAUUGAUCUAGGAUGUUUGGCACAAAUAAAACGCACACAAUAAAAAUGUUAAAAGUGAUGCGCAGACGCAUCGAGUUGCCAAAACGAACUGAAGAUACACUGAAUUCAAUCCAGCGCCAACGAAAUUCACUUCCGGUCGUAAAUGUUUACAGCGACUCCGCUCUGACCAACGCGCUCCUCACGCCGGUUUCCCAGCAUCAGCGCCGCCCGCGAGCGCCACCGCGCCGCCGGGGGUUUUGGUUGUGACGGUUGUGAAGCUGCUCGUUGGGUCCUCGGCACCAUCUGAAGACGUGAAAGUCUGAAGAGCCGAUUCCUACUGAACUGUCGCGUCCACUGCUGUAAAUGUACGUUUUAUUUGGGACCAGAUAUCGAAUUAUUAUAAUUAUUAUUAUCAUCAUCACGAGUUGUGCAAUUGUGGCUUUCCCUGUUUGACGUGACAGAACCCGCUUCGUGGACUUUAGGAACCAUUGAACCACGUUGUGUUGAUGGUACACCAGAGCAGCUGGAGGCCGUCAUCACCCGGGCAGCUGUUUGUAAACUGUAAAUUGAUCCUUUCUGUACGUCAGAUUAAAUAUAAAUAAAUGUGUUCCCACGGUC